Exophiala xenobiotica is the source of this 2186-nucleotide messenger RNA. RefSeq lists its product as uncharacterized. Gene Ontology annotation, biological process: intracellular iron ion homeostasis. The transcript is spliced from 4 exons. Bases 241 to 1638 code for a protein of 465 amino acids. NCBI's taxonomy places the organism in Eukaryota, Fungi, Ascomycota, Eurotiomycetes, Chaetothyriales, Herpotrichiellaceae. The record is from RefSeq and is a predicted model, not a curated record.
UGUACAGCUCGACACCGCUGUGGUGCGCUAACACGCAGGGCCAGUAUGUACCAGGACCCAGGACAUGGCUGGUACAACGGUGAAAAACAGGGACCGGCCAACUGUCCAGUCUACGGAAAAAUAUACGCGACCGGCAAUUACCCUUGAACUGGAGCGAUGGCCUCAGAUUUGAUGACAUCGGCGUGAUCCGCAGACUCAUUGUUGUAGUACACACCUCUGGUCACAGAGAAUUCACGCUCGAUGGCAUUCAGUUGCGAUCACUCCGACCUGGGAAAGGACAACAAUAUGCAGUCAGACUCUCAACCGUUGGAUCUGGUCUGCAUCGGCUUUGGAAUUACGGCGCUCUCCAUUGCCAUCGCCUUGCAUGAGAGACAAUCUCUCGACAAUACGUUAUUUCUGGAAUCUCAACCUCAGUCGUCAUGGAAACCGUGUCCGGACAUACCAGCUACACGUCUGAGGACUUCGUUCCUGAAUGACCUGAUUACUUCCGAAAACCCUCGCUCCAAAUUCACCUUCAUGAACUACCUUCAAGCAACGAAUCGGCUCGUCGUCUAUGCCAACAGCUCCCAUCUCUGUCCAUCCAGAGAACUUUUCUCGGGAUACCUGAGAUGGUGCGCAGAUCGCCUCCAGGCGCGGAAGGGUUUUCAGAAACAAGUGAACAGCAUAACGCCGGUAGCAAAUGCAGCAGGCGCAGUCUCCUGCUGGAAAGUAUCGGUCUCGGACAUGGUCACUGGGAAGCAAGAUGUGUUAGUAACAAAGCAACUCAUAUGUUCAAUGGAACCUCAACCCAAAAUACCCGCCAUUCUGUCCCGAGCAAAUAUCGGUCCGAGCCUCGCCCAUUCGACAGACACCUUGGAUGCUGUCCCGUCAAUGUUGAAGAAGACGGCAGGGAGAGCCCGCAUUGCGAUUAUUGGUGAUGGUCAAUCGGCUGCUGAAGUGUUCGAAUACGUGCAGAGUAUAUGGGGACACCAUCAAGCCGUCUGGUUCACCGAGGAUGCUGUCCUCCGAGGAUCCGACAGCACUCCAUUUGUCAUGGACGUCGCGCGACGACCAACCACAGAGGCAGGACAGACACUGCCACCAGAAUUGAGACGAAGAGCAAUGGAUGGAGUAGAACGCUCAGCUUCCGGUCACGCGAUCGAGGACGGCAUGCUUAGGGAUUUAUAUGACUCGCAAUACCGACAAAGCGUUAAAGAAGCAGACCCGUCGAGAUGGCAAUAUCAAAUCAAGUUCAGCCAUCAACUAGCAGCGGCUGCGAAGACUGUUGGCGGACAGGUUGCUCUAUCGUUGAAGUGCCUCGACGACGACGCAUCUGACUACUGCGGUACCUUCGACCUUGUCAUUGCAGCGACUGGAUACGACAAGAGCGAUCACGAACGAAUCAUGCGGCAGCUUUCAGACUUGGUUGAUGGGCAUCGUGUAAGCGUAAAUCGGGACUAUCAAGUGAACUUCCGGACGGACCUGCUCGCAAAAGACUGUGGCUUGUGGUUACAAGGAUCCCUCGGGGAAGCCGACGACGUUGAUGAUGCUUUGUAUCCCAUACUUGCAGAGAGAGGUCGACGCAUCGCCGAGUCCAUGAUCCAGCAAAGGCGUCAAUCGACCGAGCCGGUGACGGAGGACAGGUCUGCCAGGCUGUAAGCGAUGAGGACGGUCAGGCCGAUCCAGAGUCGCAGAAGGCGUCAGUCCAGAUAUAGGUUAGCUGAAUAAAGGCAAAGCUUGGGCACAAGCCGAUUUUAAAAGUUGCACAAGAGACCUCGAACUCUAUAGUCAACGGAUCACAGAGGUUUUUACCUGCGGUUUCUUGGUGUUCAUACAAGUAGGCCUGUUGCUCGCUUAUAGCUUCGCUUUUGCAGUUCCCAGGAUCUGUUCGGCCAACUUGGCAAGCUCGAACUUCCUCACCUUCCCACUUCCUGUCAGUGGAACAGCAUUGGGAACUCCAUCCUUGCCUAGCCAGAAUACAUGUUCAGGAGCCUUGUGCCGGCCCAGUCUCAUCUUCACCCAUUCGCGAACCUCAUCGUCGCUGAUAGCGGCGUAGGUUCCUCCAAAUGCUGGAGAGGUACCUUGCAGAAAGGCAACCACGACUUCUCCUAGUCGAUGAUGCUUCAUGCCGACCACGAUUGCCCUUUCGAUAGCUUCGUGUUGCAUCAACCUCUCUUCAACCUCGAGAGGCUAGGAACCCCACCUCG